AGUUUUCAGAGUUCACUGUUCAGUGGAAAAUGAGUCCUUCAAAAGAAAGGAUCAGCAGAUUUGUGGAAGAACAUACUGGUUCAAUGGAAAUAAACCGCUGCAGCAAAGCCUUUUAAAGGUAUGGCAAUAUUAAAAACAGUAUUCAGCCUCACUGUCCUGCAGGUGGUUUUGAAUAUUUUGGGAACAGAAGGGUGUGUUCACAUUCCGGAUUAUCAAUCUCAGGAAACACAUGACAAUGCUUAUGUGCCAAAAAGACAGAAAAGAGAAGCAUUGCAGGGGUAUCAGGAGUACGUCAUUGAUGUAGAACUCAACGUCUCCAGCAUCGCAGUGCUAGAGCAGCUGAAGGCAGUGUUUAAUUCUGUUAGUUUGCCCAUCCAAAUUGAAGACACCAAUAUAACUGACAUUAACAUUAGCACAGUGUGCUCUCCAGUGGGCUCUGGUUACCAGUGCAAAUGUGAGGAAGAGUUUUCAUGGCCACUGGAGAGCUGCCAAAAGUAUAGCAACUGUAGCACCAUCACUGCUAACACAUGUGGAUGCAUCAAUGCCAUUCCUCUCGAUGGACCAUUCUGUGAAAUUAACUCAGCAACAACACAACUCACCCCUAAUGAGUACAUUAUAGAAGUUGAGGUCAAUGUUUCUGACAUCGCAGUGUUAAAUCAACUGAAGUUCCUCUUAGACAACGUCACUUUUCCUUUUCAACUCAACCCCAUGAUUGAAAUCACUGAUAUAUUAAAUAUUACUAUAGACACCACUCCUACAUCCACUAUACCAACAACACAACUCACCCCUGAUGAGUACAUUAUAGAAGUUGAGGUCAACGUUUCUGACAUCGCGGUGUUAAAUCAACUGAAGUUCCUCUUAGACAACGACCCUUUUCCUUUUAAACUCAACCCCAUGAUUGAAAUCACUGAUGUAAAUCUUACGUCAGUGUGUUCCUCAUGUGGGUGUGUCAAUACCUUUCCACUCAAUGGAUCAUUUUGUCCACCAGUCACCACUCCUCCAUCCACUGUAGCAACAACAACACCACAACUCACCCCUGAUGAGUACAUUAUAGAAGUUGAGGUCAACGUUUCUGACCUCUUAGACAACGACCCUUUUCCUUUUCAACUCAACCCCAUGAUUGAAAUCACUGAUGUAAAUCUUACGUCAGUGUGUUCCUCAUGUGGGUGUGUCAAUACCUUUCCACUCAGUGGAUCAUUUUGUCCACCAGUCACCACUCCUCCAUCCACUGUAGCAACAAACACCACUCCUUCAUUGAAUGUAUCAACAACACAAGAGCCAACAACACCACAACUCACCCCUGUUGAGUACAUUAUAGAAGUUGAGGUCAAUGUUUCUGACAUUGCGGUGUUAAAUCAACUGAAGUUCCUCUUAGACAACUUCCCUUUUCCUUAUCAACUCAACCCCAUGAUUGAAAUCACUGAUGUAAAUCUUACGUCAGUGUGUUCCUCAUGUGGGUGUGUCAAUACCUUUCCACUCAGUGGAUCAUUUUGUCCACCAGUCACCACUCCUCCAUCCACUGUAGCAACAAACACCACUCCUGCUUCCACUGUACUAACAACCCAAGAGCCAACCACCACGACUCCACCACCAAACACCACUCCUGCAUCCACUGUACUAACAACCCAAGAGCCAACCACCACGACUCCACCACCAACCAUUGCGACUGUACCACCAAACACCACUCCUGCAUCCACUGUACUAACAACCCAAGAGCCAACCACCACGACUCCACCACCAACCAUUGCGACUGUACCACCAAACACCACUCCUGCAUCCACUGUACUAACAACCCAAGAGCCAACCAUUGCGACUGCACCACGAAAAACCACUCCUGCAUCCACUGUACGAACAACCCAAGAGCCAACCACCACGACUGCACCACCAGCCAUCACGCCUGCACCACCAAAAUUUGAGUUUCAGAUGACAUUUCGCAUUGUUAACUUGGACUUUGAUAAUAGAUUGUCCGAUACUUCUUCUCAACAAUAUAUUCAAUUGGAAAGGGUUAUCAGAAAUGCUAUUGAUAAAGACUACAAGGCGAACAUUGACGGAUAUGUCGAAGUAUCAAGCAUUCACUUUUCGAGUGGCAGUGUGGUCACAACUUAUACAGUGGGGACAAACAUAAUUAAUUCCAUUGACUUUAAAAAGGCAAACCAAGCACUUGUGGAAACACUUGCACAAAACUACUCUAUUGCUCCCGAGUCCUUUAACGCAGAUCCCUUCCAAACAGAAAACACAUUUGAGGGUUUGGAUGUCCUGUAUUCCGGAGAUAGCAGCAUGACUUUACGCUGUAAUCCAGAAAACGUAAAUCGGAGUAAUUCUAAAAUAACCUGGUUUAAGGACGAAAAUAGACUUGAAAAUAAUGUAAAUAAUAAGUAUGAAAUCCAGAGUGAAACAUUAAGUCUCAGAGUAAAGAACCUUAUUCGAUCUGACAGUGCAAAGUACGAAUGCUCUGUGAAAGAUGGCAUUCUGAGGUUUAUCCGGAACCAGCCCAUUACAGUGGAGCCUGCUCCAAGAUUUUUUGUGGAGAGAGAAGUCAUCAGAAGUCAAAGUGACAAGGUCACAUUCAAUUGCUGCGGAGAGGCACGUGACUUCCGCCUGCAGUGGAAAUCAGAAAGUGGUGCUAUACUGGGAGAACAGCCAGCAUUCCAGAAAGAUUUGAAGUGCAUUCAAAUUGACAUAAUGAGAAAUGAAGAGGCGACCCAGAAGUUUAAUUGCAGUAUGACAUUCAGAAGUACUACCUUUUUAAAGGAAGCUACCGUGCACUUUUUAAGAAAUGAUGAGAAUUUUCCUUGUAAUGACCCAUAUGGACCUGGGAAAGAAAAUGACGAGGUUUCUAUAGGCUGCUCAAUGGCCAUAAGUGGCAGCCAGGCAUACCGAUGUGAGAAUGGCAUAUGGACGUUUGUGAACAGCACUUGCCUCUUACCUGCAAUUAUGGAGCUAGAAGUAGAAUCAAAGAGUUUGGAUCUAGAAAACAUUGUUGUUUUUGUAUCGAGAGUCCGUAAUGUCACCGAGACAUCUGAAGAUGAAGUAGGUGUUUCAACUACAAAUAUUGUAACCAUUGUGGACAUACUGACAACUGUUGUGGAUGUUAUAGAUGGAACGGAAGUCAACGACACUGUGAUUGAGAAUUUUCUGAUUGCUGUGAAUGUUUUAGUUGGAAACGAUACAGAAGGAACCUGGGGACUGUUAAAUGAAGACGGCGACACCAACAACACUAGUUCUCAAUUACUGGCAUCAGUAGAGGGAAUCGUGCAAGCCAUUGAAAACACAACCAUUAGUUUUACAACAUCCAAUAUUGAGCUAAACAAAGAAGUAUUCUUUGGUAACUUUUCCAUAACAUUUAAUUCAACUGACAAUAUAACUGUGUUUGAAUCAAUGCCUCGCUUCGAAACUACAAUUACCACUGUACUCUUUCGCACCCUGCACUUCGUUUUACCAGCACGGAACCUUACCAGUCCGAACAACACAAUUAACGGAGCUGUCAUAUUAGCCUACACGAACAGCACAGUUACUAACGUCACUUUGACGUUCAAUAUAAGAAACACAACACUGGCCGAUCCUCAGUGUGUCUUUUGGAACUUCAGUGAAACAGCAUGGGACUCAUCAGGGUGCGAGGUGGAAACGGACGGGAAUGAGACCAUAACGUGUUUCUGUAACCACCUGACCUCCUUCUCCAUUUUGAUGUCACCUUCCAUCCCUGAAGCAUUCCGACUCCUUUUGGAUUUCAUCACCUACAUUGGAGUAGGCAUAUCAUUGGGCAGCCUGGUCCUGUGCCUUAUCAUUGAAGGCAUUGUGUGGACUGUCGUCACCAGAAACGACAUAUCCUACAUGCGGCAUGUUACCAUCGUCAACAUCGCUGUGUCCCUGCUUAUUGCAAACAUAUGGUUUAUCAUCGGGGCGGCCAUAUCAGAUAUUGACGAGGAGACGCCAGUCGGCCCCUGCAGUGCUGCGACCUUUUUCAUCCACUUCUUUUACCUGGCCUUGUUCUUCUGGAUGUUGAUUUCAGGCCUGUUGCUCUUUUACCACAUGGUUAUGGUCUUCGCCCAUAUGUCCAAGAGGACCAUGAUGGCCAUCAGCUUCUCAGUAGGCUAUGGCGCCCCCCUCAUCAUCGCUGUCGUCACGGUUGCAGUCACGGCACCGCAGAACGGAUACUUCCGGCAAAACGACGUCUGCUGGCUCAACUGGUUCCAGACAAAGGCCCUCCUUGCUUUUGUGAUUCCUGCCCUGGCCAUAGUGGUCAUAAAUUUCCUCAUCCUGAUUGUGGUACUGUAUAAAUUGUUGAGGAGGGGAGUGGGAGAGAACCAGUCAGAUGAGAGAAAUGCCUUGGUGGUCAUCGCAAGGUGUGUUGCUCUCCUCACCCCUUUCUUUGGACUCACGUGGGGAUUCGGAAUAGGAGUCAUGCUCGCACCGGAAAGCAUUGGCCUCCACGUUGUGUUCGCCGUUCUUAAUUCAUUACAGGGUUUCUUUGUUUUAGUGUUUGGGACACUGUUAGACAGCAGGAUACGAGCAGCAUUAGCAGGGAGGUUCUCCUUUAUAAACACAAGCUCCAACCGCACAAGGAGCACAAGUGGAGGUCCCUCUUCAUCAAGUGGAUUGGGUCUCUUUCGAAGACACAGAAGAGAUGUAUACCAUGUCUCAGAAGCUGCAUCUUCCAGCCAAUCGACCGCUGCUACGGAAUCUUUCAUCAAUACUUAAUGCUUUUUGAUUGCCAGUGGUGUUUACAAGCCACAUUGUAAGUGUUGAGUAAGGGUGGAACUUUAUCAUUCCCAUUUGGCAGGACACCAAAAUGGUUUAACAUGAAACAUGUCAUUUUUUGAAAUAUUUUUUGUCCGGAUGAUAUAUAUUGAAAUUGAAAUACAUAAGAAUGAUACUGUCAAGUAUUGUUCACAUCUUGAAGAAACUACGAUAAAAUACUUCAAAGAAUAUUCAGUUAGAUAUGAAGUUGAACGACUAAUUUUAAUACAAAAUCCUGAUAUUUUGUUUAGAAAAUACAGUACAUGGAUAAAUUGAAUUUCAAAGUGAACUCCUGUUUAGCUUGAAAUUUCUGUGCUGUUCGGUAGAGUACUUUGUGCGUCAGAAAUAAAACAUAAUAUAAGCAUGUUUUUGCCGGUGCGUAACGUUCUCAGUGUGCAUACUGAAAAGGUUAUGGUCUGUUGAUAUGGGAAGGUUGUGAAGCUUUGGCUUCUCUUUUGAAUUUGCAAAGACUAAUAGAAGCUGGGCAGAAACACCCGGCCCUUUACAAAUGUUAAGUCAUUCAGGGAAAUCUGAGUUUUGAACAUGAAUUAUUUAUUUUGUUUUACUUCUUUUUUUUUUUACUUUGUACUUUGUUAACUUUGUUAAUUAUGUGUAUUUUCUGUAUUAUAUGUUGUACACUAGUCCAAGCGGAGCUCUCUUGUAAAAGACCUUGGUAGGUCUCAAGAAAACACCCAGAGUAAAUAAAUACUGAAGGAUAAAAUAUAUUCAUUAAAAUCAGGAAAUUUC
Messenger RNA from Conger conger (European conger), 5484 nucleotides. RefSeq names its product adhesion G protein-coupled receptor F5-like. NCBI's taxonomy places the organism in Eukaryota, Metazoa, Chordata, Actinopteri, Anguilliformes, Congridae. Bases 121 to 4698 code for a protein of 1525 amino acids. Gene Ontology annotation, biological process: G protein-coupled receptor signaling pathway; cell surface receptor signaling pathway. The transcript has 41 exons. Gene Ontology annotation, molecular function: G protein-coupled receptor activity. The record is from RefSeq and is a predicted model, not a curated record. Gene Ontology annotation, cellular component: membrane.